Messenger RNA from Dermacentor albipictus, 3039 nucleotides. RefSeq names its product neprilysin-1-like. Gene Ontology annotation, biological process: protein processing. Gene Ontology annotation, molecular function: metalloendopeptidase activity. Gene Ontology annotation, cellular component: plasma membrane. The record is from RefSeq and is a predicted model, not a curated record. Lineage: Eukaryota; Metazoa; Arthropoda; Arachnida; Ixodida; Ixodidae.
CCUUUCUUCCUCUUCAAUACAUGUGGAACGCUAUUUCAAUAUCGAUUAAACUCGGCAUGUUUUAAGUUGACUGACUAGCUCUCGGUUCUAUUAAUAUGGGCAGUUGAAAAGCCCGAUGGACCACAUGCACAGACAACCUUCAAUCGCGGGCAAAUCGCCAACAUCUGUAGCGAACUCCUGCAACUCCCCUGCUAUAAUGCUUCGGCGCUGCAGGGUGUACUGUCAAAAAAAAAAAAAAAGGUGUCAGUAAGUUAUUCGAUGAGACGAAAUAUUAGAGUAUCGAAUUCAGUGCUUCGAUUAAAAACAAAAGUUUUUUUAUUUGUAUUCAAAAUUCCACAUAUUCCAUAUAUUCGCGCAUCCUUUGGCGUAAAAGACCGGUCGCUUCGCUGUGGAACUUCGUGUACAACGCAAUGAGAAAGCAUGUCACCGACGACGUGUUACUGGCGCUUGACGCGUGCCACGCACCUGGCUUUUGAAUGCAAAUUUCCGUUUCUUUAUUUGCAUUCAGAGACAAAAGAAUCACCUACCCUACAGCCAUCAUCAGAAGUUCAGGCGUCGAAGAAGCCAGAAGUGUCUCAAAAGCAAUUGGAGCAAACUACAUCAGAAACCAAGGGCUCGAAAAAGAAAAGGCGCAGUUUUGACACGAGAACGUCAAGAAAGAGUGCUCGCAGCUCAACUACCAUUCCGGAUAAAAGUGAAACAGAAACAAAAACUCCCAAGAAGUCCAGGGAAGGUGCCGAACGCCGUAACGAACCGGAUAUAUCCUCUGAUGCCAAGAAAGGAGAACAAGCUGAAGCGUCGCCUCACGAUGCCAGGAAAGACCCACCGGUGGCUGAAAUGCCGCCUCCUGGAGGCCACACGACUGGUAGUCCUGUGGCCAGUAAAACUGAUGGGAUGAAUGUCUUCAAGAAACGCCUCGUUGCGGUCGGCAUCCUCAUAUGCAUCGGCUGCAUCAUAGCCAUGUCUGUGUUCGUCCAUGCCGUGGGCGGUACAAGGCAGGCCACUAGGAACCUGCCCUGCGUGGGACAGGAGUGCCACGAGGUCGUCGAAUUUACCGAGAGCCUGAUGGAUCACAACGUGAACCCGUGCUCGGACUUCUACCGACACGUGUGCGGUCGAUGGAUCAACAACACGAAGCGCCCAUCCUCCUUCAUGAUCGACGUGGCGAAAAACUUCUCGGAAACACUCCACGAGGUGCUCGUCCGGGCCCACGUCCACGGCGAGAACCACGAGCUGAUGCAGAACGCGGCUAUCUUCUACAAUUCCUGCAUCACGUAUCUCAAGGCAGACGCCGACAUACAGGCCUCCACGGACGAACUAUUCAAGGCUUUGAACAUCUCCAUAUCGAAGUGGCUCACCGAGACCAACCCGAUGCAGUUCUUCCGCGAAGUCCUUCGCCUUUCCUUAGUGAACCGCUUCCACACGCUCUUGGCAUUCAGCGUCAUCGACGACAAAGGGAACAUGAGUUUAAAGGUUCGGAGGUAUUACCCGUUACAUAUUUACGCAACACCGGAUCGUAAAGAAAAUUUCCACGAGUAUAUGAACCGCUUCAUCAAAGUGAUAGGCAAAGACUACGCUAGCGACACCGUCGUCGAAGAGGUUCUCAGCCUGGACAAGAAUCGAAAAAACGUCACAGAGGACGGCGAGCCCGAAAUGAGGCUGUCAGAAAUCGAGUGUCAGAGUUUUCCAGGAAAGACGUGGAUCGAGGUGCUGCAAAAAGAGCUGUCUCUUCCGGAAAAUGUUUCAAUCAUCACGGUGGGGAUCAACACCAUAUGUGGAGAGCUCAGCGACGUUCUGGUAAAUACAAAGUCAGCGGCAAGAGCUCUUUACAUCAUGGCCCUUGUCUCGAGGAGCGUCUUACAACAGGAUUACAUGCUGUCCGAUAACCGCGAUGCCUACGCCGUGAGAAAUGCAUGUUACCAAAUGAUGCGGCUGGCAUUCGAAGACACCUGGCUUCACCUCCUCAGCAGCCUGUUAUCGAUCAACAAGGGGAUCGAAGAAAUCGUCGACGUUUAUGUGACUACCAUAGCGGAAGAAAUUAAAAGCCGAGUGGCUAACUGGACCUGGAUGGCCGAUGAAGACAGGCGGGCGGCGCUCGAAAAAUUGGCCAGGAUUCGCCUUGUGCGCUUCUACGGCGCCAGCAUGACGAAGCAGGCGGUGCAGUGCAGCAGCGGCAGGAAGGUGACCUCUGCGGGGUUUGUGUCGAACGUGGUCAAUCUGUACGUCCGCGACCUCAAGAAUUGUCUCUUCCUGUCGGUGGAUAGAAGCGACGACCUCGGCCUCGAGGAGCUGCUGCUCGGCACCAACCUGAUGGUGCACAGUGCGAAAUUCGCGGUCGUGGUGCCUCCUAUGUUCGCCGUGCCUCCCAUGUUCUAUCGACACGUUGAAGAUGACAAGUUCAUCAACGUCGCCGUGCUCGGAAUUCAACUGGUCCGCAAAGUCCUCUCACUCAUUGUCGACCGAGGUGCACGGACGAAGGGAGGAGCAACGGCUGGCUGGAGCAACAGCACGUUGACCGUCUACUCGGCGUUCCAGGACUGCUACGCCCGCGAGUCAGCCAAGUUGCAUGCAAAACUGAACGACGACCAAUUCGACCAUGCGUUCAGCGUCAUGGAAUCGCUGCGCAUAGCGUACGCGGUCAAGCGCCGGUACGACCGCGACAUAGUCAGCCGGAAGAAGCCCCGCUUGGUCUCUUCGAACUCCAUGCUCUACAAACGGGCCUGCCUGACGCUGUGCACGGCACAAGGCGCGCCGCGCGACGGAAACACGCUGGACUUUGAGACAGCCUACGCGUCUGGCCUAUUAGCGGCAGCCAAUGCGCCCAUGUUCAUCGACAUCUUCGGCUGCCAGGCGGGAGACACCAUGGCGGCCAUCAACAGCUGCCACGUGCAUUAGCCCAGUGCAUGUCGAAAAGCCUCUUCAGAGUACUCGUCGAUUUUUGUUAUCAGCAAUGUUUCUGUUGUUUGCAUCACUUCUGAUCAAACUUGGGUUUUUAGCGCGGUCUCAGUUGUAUAUAAAUUUCAGCCCUAUACCCUUUAA